UUUUUUCUAGUCCAAUGAUCUGACCAGACAACAAACAGUUCAUUCCCAGCAGACACAGCCACCUUCUCCUCUGUCUUCGGGCACCCUACUCUCUCUCUCUCUCUCUCUCUCUCCUUACUUUCUUGAAAUCCACACAUUCCUCAAUCAACUACUCCACUUUCCAGAUCUUUGAUCAGGUUUUUUCAUCGGAGGCGAUGGCGAAUCGAGUGAAGGAGGACGAGAAAAACGAGAGAAUUAUACGGAAUCUUCUCAAACUUGCUGACAAUCGACGGUGUAUUAACUGUAACAGCUUGGGACCACAAUAUGUAUGCACAAAUUUCUGGACAUUUGUAUGCACAAACUGCAGUGGGAUACAUUAUAUGUAGUCGGGAGUUCACACACAGAGUAAAAUCAGUGUCAAUGGCAAAGUUUAGUUCACAAGAAGUUACUGCUCUUCAAGAAGGGGGAAACACGCGUGCAAAAGAAAUUUAUUUCAAAGAAUGCGAUCCGCAGCGUCAUUAUGUCACCGAUGCCAGUAAUGUUGAGAGACUUCGGGACUUCAUUAAGCAUGUCUACGUUGAUAGAAGAUAUACUGGAGAGAAAAGCUUUGACAAACCUCCAAAGGUGAAGAUGGGUGAAACGGAGGACUCCUACGAAAGCAGGAGGACAGAUGCAUAUCAAGGUGGGCCUCGAAGCCCUCCAUAUGAGGACAUGAACGAACGCCGUUACAGCGACCGACCUAGCCCUGGCGGAAGAAGUGACGAAAAAAAUUACAGAAAGGGUAACGAAGAAAGAAAAAGCCCGGGAUAUGAUCAAGAAAGUCGGCAAUAUGGUGAUUCUAGGAGAAGUCCUGCCCAUACCAAGGUAGUCAACGACUGGCGACGGGAAGAUAGAUUUGGAAAUGGAAGGAGAUCAGACGAUGGGAGAAUUUCGGAUGGAAGUUAUAAACUCGAAGGUAGGUCACCUGAUCACCAAAAGGAUCUUCAAAGUUCUAGCCCCCCUAUUGUUCGCCCUGUUAGAGAGAUUCUGGGAGAGAAUGUUUCUCCCCUUCGGAUUAUUGAACCUCCGAAAGCUAAUGGUGGCAGGGCUACUGAUGGAACAGCUAGUACACAGAGAAGUGCAUCUUCCAGUAGCUUGGCAUCCUCUAAUGGGAACCCAGCAGAACUUAGAAGGGAGUAUUCAGGAUCUUUGAUCGACUUUGAUGCUGUUCCUGAACCUCCUACUACAGAAAUUCAACAAACACAACCAGCAGCUGUUGCUCAAUCUGUUGCGCAACCAACAACUUCAUCAAAUGCUGACAACUGGGCAUCUUUUGAUUCUCCCCCUGAGGUGAAAGUACCUCAAGCUCCUGCAAAUGCAAAUUCUCUGGAAUCUGUACUUUCACAAUUGUCGGUUUCAGCAUCUGUACCAGCUCAAACGGCUGGAAUUUUUGGCUCUGGUGGUUUUCCUACUACUGCACCUUUUGCCAGCAUGUCUGCAUUACCGUCUGCUAGUAAUUCACCAGGUGCAGCUGUGCCCGUAAACAACUCGACAAACUUGCCCCCUGUUGGUGCACCAGUGGCAUCACCUGUAGGGCAAGUAUCCAUGUCCCCCUUUGUGAUUGGUGCCCCUUGCUCGACAUCGGUGUUGCCGUCAAAUGCUGUUAAUUCAUUUGUUCAAGUUCCUGUUCAACAUUCUUUAUUUCCUCCCAGUAGUAGUCAGCCUACUGCUCAACCAUUCAAUCCACCAGUUAGUGGAUCUUCAAGAAAUCAGCCAUGGAAUUUGUCUCCUGUCUCAGAUAUACAAGUGCCUUCUAGAACUGCACAAACGUCUCCGGCUCCAUCAAAACCUGCCCCAGAGGUAACUUCCGAAGCUAUGGAAGUUAAGCCAAGUGGAAGAAAAGCAUUGCCAGAGGAUCUUUUUGCUGCAACUUAUCCAUCUUAUGCAAUGGUUCCAGGCUGGCAAACUCGUCCACCCUACAGAUUGGGGUUCAAUAUGCAAUAUAAUACUGCAAUGCCCAUGCCAACUUAUCCGCAGUUAUCGAAGUCGAUUAAUCCAUUUGAUGUCCCCAACGAAAUAUCUCCAGUUCAAGCUCUGAUGUUUCCUUCCGUGGCAUCCUUGCAAGGGGCUCUACCAAACGCGGCCGCUCCAGCAGGCUUAUUUCACUCUUCCAACCUUGGUACCCCUUCACCGUCAUUGAUGCCAUCCCUGUCAUCUUAUCCGUCAGCAAUGCCCACCCAUGCACCUACAUCAUUUUCAUCAGCAGUGCCUCCACCAAGUGCAUACAUGGGACAACAGGUACCAAGUAGCUUCCCACCCAGAAAGCAAGGACAAGGAGUAGUGGGAUUUAGCAAUGAUGCGGCCACUUUUGGAUCCUCAUUUCCGAAUCAGCAACUGGGAGGAAUGUAUUCAGCACCUACCGUUGGGAAUCCAUUCGGUUGAGCCGAUAUGAUAAAUUAUACCACAUUCUAUGGCAAGCAUCAUCUUGUUGCUCCCCUUGAAGCCAUUGGGUGGAAUUUUCAGUUUCCUUUCGUUGUAUAUUAAGCCAAAUGAUCCCGCCAACUACAGGGUUCGUCGCUAGAAGAAAAGAAGCUUCAGAGAUAGAUAAAGAUAAAGAGAGAGCAGUAAUGCGUACAUUAAGGGCGUUAGCACCUCAUGUGGACCAAGGUAAAUUCUUUGUAGUCAUGUCGAUUAUCUUUUCUUUCUUUUUUUUGGUGCAACAGAAGUUGUCAUGUCGAUUAUCGGUUCAGUGUUUCAUCAGGUUUUCUGUGUGUUAUGCCUGCUGCCCCUAUAAUUUGUACUAUCAUUUUUAGGCUUGGUUAACUUCUGUGUGAUUUUAAAAUUGUCUUCACAAUUUUGUGAGGUCAUAUUUGGCACUGAGUUUCUAAAAUGAGAGUUUGUAAAGCAUAUGUUGAACUGGUUGUGCCAUUGGCAUUAAAGUUGAUAUCUUUAUUAGUUUUAUUUUUCA
Molecule: messenger RNA, 2926 nt
Organism: Rhododendron vialii
Lineage: Eukaryota; Viridiplantae; Streptophyta; Magnoliopsida; Ericales; Ericaceae
Product: probable ADP-ribosylation factor GTPase-activating protein AGD14
Exons: 14
Coding region: 304-2400 (698 amino acids)
Molecular function (GO): GTPase activator activity
Source: RefSeq, a predicted model, not a curated record